GAUUCCCGUAUUAUCGUCAGCGAGCUUCUACAGGCUGCAGCUUCACUACCUCCUCCGCCUACCGAUCUAGAAAUGGAGACUGCUGAGGCUCCAGGGCCCGAGACUGAUAGACCAGCUGAUUUAGCUGCCCAUCGACACCGCCUUCUCUCAAAUGCUCUCUCUAGCUCUAUUUAUCCAACUGCCACCAAAACCGUCUUAGCUGUAACCACUAUUCCAACAUCGACUUCUGCCAAUAUAGUAUCAAGAACAAUUCUGGGGUCACCGGAGAUAUCCAUGAAGGGGCAGAUUACUCGGGAAGUCGACAUCGAUGCUGCCUGUACAAGGCAAAUAGGAGAAUCGUCAGAUAGCAAAUAUUCUAUUUCUCUUGCUUCAUCAUUAGCUCAGGUGACGGACACCGAUGAGAAAUCAGCUAGCUCACAUUAUAUGAUCUCUAAGGGGUGGGAAGAGUAA
Messenger RNA from Protopolystoma xenopodis, 450 nucleotides. NCBI's taxonomy places the organism in Eukaryota, Metazoa, Platyhelminthes, Monogenea, Polystomatidea, Polystomatidae. The record is from the annotation of a GenBank genome assembly.